Molecule: messenger RNA, 4263 nt
Organism: Amoebophrya sp. A25
Lineage: Eukaryota; Dinophyceae; Syndiniales; Amoebophryaceae
Source: the annotation of a GenBank genome assembly
GCAGGCGCUUUCGCGAAGAUCCUCAAGGCCAAAAAUAAGAGCACAGGAGAAAAAGUCGCACUUAAGGUAUGCAUCGAAUAUACACGAACAUCACUAAUUUUUGACGUGAAGGUACGUAUCCAGACACGAACAUUCAUUGUUGACGACCUACUUGCAUGUUGUCGGUUAAUUCAAUUACCCUUCAGGUGAUGAAACGAUCCUCGUAUCGACGUCGCUGUCUGGAGUAUCAGAUCGAUGUUGAGGUCGAGCUCGCGCUACUCUGCGGACGCCACAGUAAUGUCGUGUCUGUCUUCGACAUUUUUGACGACGGCGAGUCGGUCGUCAUGGCCAUGCCUGAGGCGCACAUCGAUCUUCAGCGUGCAACUGGAAAUCUGAUGAAAGUGCCAACUUUCGACACCUUUCUCCUAGACUCUGGCUUUCUUGCGGCAGCACACGCGAGGGACAGCAGCGUCGCAGCAUUUUGGCACCGCAUGCGGCCCAGAGAGGGUAAGUUAGUAGAUCUCUUAUUUGGUAGUGAAUUGAACGUGACGCGACUAGGUUGUCUUUGUCGCAUGUACUAUGUCAAUGUAGAUGGACGCUAUGGAAGUUGAAGCUGUCAUAAUUCCUUUGUGCACCCAAUUUUGAUAUUGUGUCCAUCCCAGGUGAAGCUUGUUGGGGUGAGAGACUUGCGAUGCAAUUUUUCAGACAGCUGGUGAUGGGCGUUGCCUUUAUUCAUGAAAACUCGGUCAUUCAUCGAGACUUGAAGCCCGAAAAUAUCCUGAUGACUGCGGAUGGCCAGCUACAGGUAUGUAUCUCAAUGUAGUUUUCGAGGCUAUUUUGUUUUGUUUGGUGAGAAGUUUCCCCAACUCCACAACCAGAGUGACACUCCUCUUCUUCUAACUUUCCAAUUAAUACAGGUAGCCGACUUUGGAUGGUCGACUAGAGUAUCUCGGAAUGUCGGACGGGCUUUAGCUGGUACGUAUGUUUAUAUGUCUCCGGAAGUUCUCGAUGGUAGGAAACACAGCACGAAGGCCGAUAUCUGGGGAUUAGGCAUGAUACUCUGGUUUCUCCUCUACGGCGGCGCGAUGCUUGAUCAAAGUACUUCGUUCUACAAAAUUCAAUAGUGUGAGGAUUGAGCUAGGUUCUAUUAGCAAAAGGGAAUCAACGAUGAAAAUUGAGCUGUCAACAUAGUAUUGGGACGAGGUAGCAUAAAAACUAUUGGAACUUCUACCAACAUGAUGAUCAUGUUGGUUGUUUCUCUUUCUUCAUGGUUCCCCUUCUGUAUCACUCACGCGCCAGAUAUCAUCGGGCCUGGUGUUACGCAAUUGACAGCAGCCGAUCCAGUGCGGAGUGCGCAGCUGCGCGCCAGAAUUGUGCGAGAACGGAUCGAUCAGCUGUGUCCACUACGAGUUGAAGAUUAAGGCUUCGCCUAAUCGGAUUAGAUUUAUCUCCAGAAGUAGCAUCCUGGGGACGCUUUCAAAGGGAGAUGAAGGGUCUCAGGAGGUCUCUUCAAGAUGAAUAAGGGUGGGCUCUAAGAAGAGCGACCAGCUGACUUGCCUUGGCAUAUCUGGCUUUUGUUGCGCGACUUGGUAGCUACGUUGCCUAGUAUCCGCCCGGAGGCGUCUGAGAUCUUACUGCGCAUUGACGGCGAAGGAGAAAUGGGGGCGAAUCAGAAUACUAACCCAGCGGACGAAGCAGCAUCGUCGUCGAGGGGUGGAACAGAAGGGAAUGCUCAUAUGCUGAGAAAGAAUCUGUCAUCAACGUCGAUGAACUCGAAAAGUACUACAACAUCAAGCUCUUCUAGUAGCGAAUCCACCCUGAAUGUACUAGAGCAGAAAAAGUCGUCCAGAGGAGCAAUUAUUAAGACCCACGCCAUGUCCACUACAGCCACUCGAGGAAGGCUAGGCGAAUACAAUAAGAAAACAGUUUCCAGUACUUCUGGACUUGUUGUUAGUGGAGCUGGAGGUGGGUCAAGUGGUAGUCGCAUAGACCACGGGCUACAAACAGCGAGAGAUUCCUCCUCAUCGACGAAAGAAGCCGCAUCGCCCACAACAACACAUCAGCAGCAGCGUGGUUGCCAUGCUCUAGGUUCCUCGUCGUCUUCUGCGAGUUCCGCGACGCUGCGACGCGGUGGAAUACAACGGCAUCGGGAGAGCGCGCUCCGUCGACAGAGUCGACGAGGGAUGAAGAAGGAGGAUUCCGCAUGUUCUUCAGGGGGCGGCGGGUUUGGGAGUCACGAAACCUCCCCAGUGAUGCUCCACGAAGGCAGCGGCGCCGCUUGUAAUGACGAUACCUUCGACGGUGCUGACCAGAAUAACGCUAGUAGUCCGGUCCCCAUGAAUGUGCUAGAUGUCACAACGUUGGGCGAAGACGCGAGUCUUGAUGUGACAGCGUCGCCUAGUCGUGAUCAUGUCGAAGCAGAUGCAGUACCAAGGCGGCCGCAUGACGGUCAGAAUAACUGCGCGCUUACCGGGUCCAUGGCUACGCUGAGCACUGCAUGCGAUGGAACUUCACAACUUACAAGAAUUACGGCAUCGACAGACUGCUCAAUAUGAUCUCGAUGUUAGAUAGAAGAGCUUCUGGAAUUAGCUUCUUGUUGGUGUUUGAAAGAUUUGAUCUCACGGCAAGAAAAUGAUGAACAUUAUGGAAGUGAUACUGUCAAUGGUGUGGAUUUUUUGAUAAGGCUCAUGAUCUGAAAUUGCACGAGAUCUAUCAGAUUGUCGGGUGUAGCUCUACUAGUACGUCUAAGAAGAGCAGCGGAGCAACUUCUGGCUGCGCUUCAUCGUCUUCUUCGUCUCGCUCACCUCCUGUGACCAACGAUGCACUUGGCGCCACGACGCGGACACCGUCGACCGUGCGGACACCGGGAGGUAAGCUUUACGAGGAAAGCAAUGGGCGAGGACGCGACACCGCAACGACGACGGCUUCGGAUGCUAAGACCGCUCAUCGGAGGAGUCCAAGCAGUGCGCGUAGUGUGGAGUCCAGUAAGCGAAGCAGUGCGCGUGUUUCGAGGAUCUCCUCGCACAGUGAUGACAAUGAGCAAGAAACGUCGAAAAGUGGCGUGUUGAUGGGCGAGAACGAUAAUUUUCAGUCACACCAAGAAUAUGCAUCCUCACAAGUGGAAGCCGGUACGAUCCUAAGCAGUUGCUCCUCGUCUUCUAAAGAGAGUUGUAGUACUAGCAGUGACCUUGCUGGACCAGGAGCGGGCAGUAGUUGUAGUGGUACGUCUAGUACUAGUAUUUCCUCGUCAGGAGGACAGGUACAACAGCCACAAGCGGCAAACGGCGUGGAGCAACAACCUCGAGUCAUAAUAAGGACUGGUGAAGCAGAUGCGGCAGGAGUUAACCACGGUGCUAUGAAUGGUUCUGAUAACAACGAAACUCCUGGUCAUGGAGGUAUGAUCGGAGGUAGUAGUUCUUCAUCUACGCAAUUGCGGGCGAGUCGCAGCGUCUCGCGCACUGCGCAAAGCCGCUUAGCGUUGCAUUGGGCGGCGACGCAGGCGCAGCAGCAGCUACGGCGUGCGCGGAGCAGUAAAGGAAGUCUUGUCCUCGGAAAACGUACCAUUGGUGGGUCCGCGGUGGAAACUCCGGUAUGCUCGGGACGGAGAGUGCCGUUUGCAGCUGGCUGAGAGAGAGUUCCUGUCUAGUACGAGCUUCGGACAGACUGACUUUGCCGCAUAGUCGGGCUCGACAGAUUCACUUUUUCGUAAACUAUAAAUUAACACACAUCGUAGUUGCAGGAAUUGUGCAACCUUUUGUCUUAUCGUUGGGGAACACGCAAGAAAAGGUAAUCUGAUUUCUUCAUUGUAUGCGGCUGGCUGUAUACUCUUACGGGUACCGGAUUUUUACCGGUAUUUCUGAUAACGCACCUAGUACUGAUUUUUUGUUUAUGAGGAUCACCUUAAUUGCUUUGUUCGGGGUUGAGUUUAGUUCUGCGUGAUGCUGGAGGGAAGCUGUUGCGCACGAUACUACGUAGUAUGAAGAAUUACGCGAAAUUUGAUAUGCGCCACGCAACGCUGAGCCCUUUUUUAUUGGGAUAUUCUGGUAACUUCCUUGUUUUCGCUCUGGAAUGUGUUGACUUCAGUUAGUUCUGCCAAUGCUGCAGACGGGGAACGAACACAAGACGGGGAACGAACUUCAGUUGGUUCCGCGCAACUCAUACAGCACCGCAUCGCCGCGCAGAAGUUAUUCAUCGUGAUAUGCAUUUGUGUUGCCGCAGUUUGGACCACAUAGGAGUAGAUACCGCUAAGAACAAGGAUACCAAAUGUUGCACCUGAGAAUAGAC